Messenger RNA from Paramecium sonneborni, 3505 nucleotides. NCBI's taxonomy places the organism in Eukaryota, Ciliophora, Oligohymenophorea, Peniculida, Parameciidae. The record is from the annotation of a GenBank genome assembly.
UAUUGGAAAAAAUCACAUAAUAUAUAUUAAAAUGUUUGGUGAUACAUUUGAGACGUGGUAGGAGGAAUUAAAUCCAACAAUAACAACGUAUUAAACGAGAAAGGCUAGAAAUUGUGCAGAUUAGAUGGAAAUACCAGAGCUUCCAAGAAUAAAACAUUUUGCAGGUUUAAAAAAUUAAGGUGCUACAUGUUAUUUGAACAGCUUGAUAUAAUCUUAUUAUAUGAGUCCAGAAUUUAGAAAGGUGAUUUUGUAACUACCUUUAUGCAAGGAGACAAUAGAGAAUUCAGCCAAUUUGGCUUAGAAUGAGAGCAGAAAUAGAUUCUUAUUAGAGUUUUAGAAAUUGUUUAUUUAAUUAUAAAAUUUACAAUCUAAAGCAACAUCAACAGAAGCAUUAACUUCUAGUUUUGGUUGGAAUGAUGGUUAGUAAAUGUGGUAAUAGGAUGUAUCAGAUGCAAAUAAGUAAAAAUGACAUAAUUAAUAAAAGAGUAUUAUUUGAGACACUUGAUCGAUCAUUAUAUGGUACUCCUUAUGUAAUAGCACCAUUUUAUAAAGGAGUAGUAUUUCAUCAUAUAACUUGUUUAAAUUGCAACAAUUCUCAUGGUAAUGAGGAAAUCAUAUAUGAUUUGAAUAUUUAAGUGGAAGGAAAUAAAAAUUUAUCUGAAGGGUUAUUUAGUUAUAUAAAUCCAUUUUUAUUGGAUGGAAACAACUAAUAUUUUUGUGAGAUUUGUGGUUUUAAGGUAUAGAAAUGAAAUAUAUAUAAUAGGUAGAUGCAUUGAAAGGCGAUAAGAUACGUAAAUUACCACCAAUAUUGACACUAACAUUAAAUAGAUAUACUUUUGAUUAAAAGAAGAUGCAAAGAGUAAAAUUGAAUGAUAGAUUUGAAUUUCCAUUAGAGAUUGAUAUGGGAGUAUAUUUAGAAAAUUCAGUAGAUAAUUUGGUUUAUGAAUUAUAAGGAAUAAUAAUUCAUAGAGGAAAUGCUCAUGGAGGACAUUAUUUGGCUUAUUUUAGAGAUCUUUUGGAUGAAGGAGAUUGGGAAUCACAUAUAGCAGAAUAUUGGAAAGAGAAAGAAGAAAUUUAAUAAUAAAAAAGAUAAAAUACAGACGAAGUAGAUUAUGAUGAAAUUAAAUUGCCAUUUGAGAUUACUAAUCCAAAAGUAGCAUAAGGAUGGUAUGAUUUUAAUGACAGUUCAGUAAUUCCUAUACCUGUUAAUAAAAUAUAAUAAUAGUUUUAAGGAUCAGAGAGUGCAUAUAUUUUAAUUUAUAGAGAUAGAAAUUUAAUACCAUCUAAAUUAUCUAGUUAAGAAAUACCAAAAUAUCUUUAUGAUUAUGUGAAUUAAUUAAAUCAAAAGAUUGAAAAUGAUAGAUAGAUAUAUGAAGAAGCUAAAUAACAUAUUGUAAUAUCUGUAACAGAUGUAUCAAAAAUUGAUUUAUUAAAUCAUAAAUUACUUGAUGAAAAAUAUGAUAAAAUUACAUACAAAUUAAAAUUGUCUUCAACUGUUUAAUAAUUAUAUUAAUAGAUUAAUAAGGAUGAAUAUUGGCUAUUAGAGUUUUAAGAAAAUUAUUAAACUAAUUUAUUACAUUUCCCAAGAUAUUUAUAAAAUUUUGAAAAUACACUAGAAGAAGAGAAAGUUGCUCAUGAAUCUACUUGGAUUUUAGUAAAGAAAGACUAAGAUAUUCCUUAAGUUGGAUUAUUAAAAAUACCUAUUAGAGUUAAUUUAUUAAUUGAUAAAAAACCUUAGGCAUUCCUUUUAUACAUUUCAACAACUGUUUUAGAAUUGAAAUAAUUGGUAUGUUAAUUAACUGGAAUUCCUUAAGAGGAAUAAGAAUUAAAAAAUGUAUAAAAUUAAAAAAUGAUAUCGGAUUUAUCUGAUGAAACUUAAUUAGGAGAAUUGUAAUUUACUCUUGAGACUUAGAUCUUAGUUAAGAAGAAGGUUUAAAUUUAAAAUAUAAAUAAAAAUGUGAAUAAGAAUGAAUAAUAAUAAUAAUAAGUUGGAGAUGAUAUAGUAUCAAUUCUUGUUGAAAAAGAUGAUUAAAUUGGAGUUUCAAAAUUUUGUAAUAAAUUUCAAUUUAUAUUUAGAUGUUAAUAUUAAUUAAACAAUAUAAGAAUUAAUAGAAUUCAUAAAAGAAUAAUUUGGAAUGAUUGAUGCUCGUAGAUUAAGAAAUCUUAAUGGAUCUUAAUUAUUUUGUAAAAGUGACCUUUCUAUUUAAUUGAAAGAACUUUAAGAUUUUAAAGAAGGGUAUAUAUUAAAAUUUGAAUUAUUUUAGAGGAGCAAGAUUAUAAAUUGAGAAAGGAGAGAUUCCAGAAAACGGAAAAAUAUCAAUUUUAGUGAAAUAUUAAGAAUAGACAUUUGAAAUACAUGUUGAUCCAAAAUAAGAUAAAAUUGAAUUAAUAAAAUUAGAAUCAUGUAAAUAAUUUAAUGUUGAACCUAUUUAACAUAAAUUAUAUAAAGUAGAUUGGUUAUAAGUACCAUCAGAAGCAUUAAGUGAUGAAACUAAAACUAUUUCACAAUGUUAUCUAAGAGAUAGAGAUUUACUUAUACUUUGUGAUAAGACAGCUUAAAUUGAUUGUGAAUUGAUAAGAUUUUAAAUAUUCUCUACCACUACUGGUUAUCCUGAUGAUUGUGUAUUUUAAAAACAUGAAACAAUGAGAAAAGAUGCAACACUUAAAGAUUUAAAAUAAAUGAUUAUUUCUACUUUUAAUUUAAAUAUAGAUAUUGAUAACUUAAGAGUUAGAGAUAUCAAUAAAAAUAGAUUCUUUGGUUAAGUAUUUAGAAAAUUAGACUUACCUUUACAAAAGUUUUAAUUCUCUACUCAUGAUAUUGUAUAUUAAGUAUUAAAUAAACCAGAAAAUCUUUAAGAUGAUGAAAUGUUGUUAUUAAUUAAGCAAAGAGAUCCAAUUAAUAAAGUUUAUAAAUAACAAUAAGAAUUUAUCUUUAAGGUUUCAAAGACCCCUACUCUAUAAGAAUUGAAAUAAUAGAUAUAAGCAUUUAUUGGAAUUUCAUAAGAAAUACAAUUAGAAUUAGCUAAAUUUGUUUUUUAUGAAUUUUUAUGGUUGCAUAUAGAUCCAAAGAUGAUAUAGAUGUAAUAAUAGUAAGGGAAAGGAAAAUAAAAUAAAAAAGGCAAUUAAAAUAAUAAAUCAAAUUAACAAAGUAAACAAAAUUAGUAAUAAUAAUAAUAAUAAUAAAACGUUUGUGAAAAUUUAAGAAAAAGUCCAAUCAAUUUAGGAGAAGGAGGUAAUUAUAUAAAUUUAUUGAAUUAGAUUUUAUUGGAUAUAGAUUAGGUCAUUAUCCAGAUGAUGAUUUCCAAACCAAAGAAGAUUAAGAUGUAUAGAUAAUUAGUUUAUUAUAUAAUAGUUAAGAUAAAGAAUGAUCGCUGCUCGCAAAAAUAAACAUAAUGCCUUAGGUACUAUAAGAAGACAAAAAGAAGUAGAAUUUGUUGUAGAUAUUCAAUGAAGAGUUCUAUAAAUUUAUUAUAAUUCAAUUAUUAAUAAAUCAUUUGAUUAUUAC